Molecule: messenger RNA, 582 nt
Organism: Mangifera indica (mango)
Lineage: Eukaryota; Viridiplantae; Streptophyta; Magnoliopsida; Sapindales; Anacardiaceae
Product: pectinesterase inhibitor 5-like
Exons: 1
Coding region: 1-528 (175 amino acids)
Biological process (GO): negative regulation of catalytic activity
Molecular function (GO): pectinesterase inhibitor activity
Source: RefSeq, a predicted model, not a curated record
AUGGCUUCAUACAAGCUUUUAAUUGUGUUAGUUCUCUCUCUCAUCGUCCUCUUAAAUCCUUGUUUUGGGCUUAAUGAAGUAGUUACCAAGACUUGCCAGCAAACCAGAGACCCUCAAUUUUGCUUGGAUAUGUUUAAAUCAGAUGCACGCAGUGAUGCAGUUCGUGACGCCAAUGCUCAAGCCAAGCUAGCUCUUUCGAUUGCCAUUAUUAAAAUUCAAGAAACUUUGGAUACUUUCCCAGAGGUUCGUGACAAAUUAAAAGAUCCAGUUAGUCAGCAUAGGCUAGAUGUUUGCAAAAGUGAUUAUGAUGGAGCAUACCAAGGGUAUACAGAGGCUUACUUCCGUGUUGAAAUAAAAGCUUACUGGGAUGCCAUGAUGGCUACUGCUAAUGCAACAAAGUUUGUCAGUGACUGUGAAAAUGUCUUUCACAGUGGCAGCCCAAUUACUGAGUCGCCCUUUGCUGCCGUCAAUCAAAAACUGACUCGUUUUGCAGUAAUAAUUUAUGGCAUUAUUUCCGUAGCAGCUUAGGAAUCGAACAUGGGCUACAGUUUUUAAGGCUUGCAGAAUUGAUAUUUCUGCUUA